AUGGACAACACUCCCACCGAUGCUGCCGAUCGCGAACUUGAACAUGCCUUCUAUAACGCCUUGACUAGACGUAUGCAUGAAGAUCCUAUAACCUUCAGCAGUGGUCUACUUUUUCAUCAUGCGGCGAGCGGAGACGCGACCGUACUCGACUCGGGCGUGGAGUUGAUGAGGUCUGCAUACAUGUCGCAACCUCAGAACAUUAGCUUCAUCUUACAUCUCUGCGUAUGGCUACGGACGCGUCACGAGUGUUCAAGCGCUGCGGCGGAUAACCACGAGAUGAUAUUUCUUCUCCGACGUGCAUUGAAUGUGGUGCCUGGCUUGGAGGACCAUCCAUUUUUGCUGGAGAGUCUGGGUAUCGCUCUCCAAUGGCGCUUCCAGCGUACUGGAAAGUUUGAAGACCUCGAGGCUGCAAUAUCAACGAUCCGCCACAUCUUGGAGCUCACGCCCGAGGGGGACCCCGACAAAGCGAACUGGUUGGACAAUCUCGGUUCCGCUCUACAGCAUCGCUUUAAAGCGGUUGGUGAGCUUGAAGAUCUCGAGACUGCGAUAUCGACGAGCCGUCACGCCGUAGAAAUCACGCCCGAGGGGCACGCCGACAAACCUACCUUACUAAAUAACCUCGGUGUCGCCCUGCAGCGUCGCUUUGAGCAUGUCGGCGAACUAGAGGAUCUUGAAGCUACGAUAUCAACAAAGCGCCGAGCAGUGGAGUUCACGCCCGAUGGACACCCCGAUAAACCGACUUGGUUGAGCAACCUCGGAACCGCCCUACAGUAUCGCUUUGAGCGCGUCCACGAGCUCCCCGAUCUCGAGGCUGUGAUAUCAGCGGGGCGUCAUGCAGUGGAGCUCACGCCCGAGGGGGACCCAAACAAACCGGGGAGGUUGAGCAACCUCGGUUGUGCGCUACAGUCUCGCUUCGAGCACGUCGGCGAACUCGAGGAUCUCGAGGCUGCGAUAUCCGCAAACCGCCGCGCGGUGGAACUCGCGCCCGACGGGCAUUCCGAUAAACCAACUUGGUUGAGCAACCUCGGUACCGCCUUAGAGCGUCGCUUCGAGCGCGUCGGCGAGCUCCAAGAUCUCAUUGCAGCAAUAUCAACGAAGCGCUACGCCGUGGAGCUCACGCCCGAGAGCCAUGCUGACAAACCGGGGAUGUUGAGCAACCUCGGUACCGCUCUACAGUGUUUCUUCAAGCAUCUCGGCACGCUUGACGUUCUCGAGGCUGCGAUAUCAGCGAACUACCGAGCAGUGGAGCUCACUCUCGAGGGAGACUCCGAAAUGUCGGGAAGGUUGAGCAAUCUCGGUGCUGCCCUACUGCGUCGCUUUGAGCGUACCGACAAGCUCGAGGAUCUCGAGGCUGCCGUAUCAACGAGCCGCCGAGCAGUGGAGCUCAUGCCCGAUGGACACCCGGACAAAUUGAGUCGGUUGGACAACCUCGGUUCCGCCCUACUGACUCGCUUCGAGCGCGUCAACAAACUCGAGGAUUUGGAGGCUGCGAUAUCAACGUGUCGUCGAGCAGUGGAGCUCACGCCCAUUAGACACCCCGUUAAACCCUCUCGGUUGUACAGCCUCGGGAUCGCUCUGCAGUCUCGCUUCGAACAAUAUCCCACAAGCUUGUCCUUCGCCGAAGCGAGCGCCUGCUUUCUAGAGGGGGCCACCUGCUCAUCUGGGUCUCCCUUCGACCGCUUUCAACCCGCUCUGGGAUACGUCAAAAUAUUGGUUCACAAUCCACAAUUCACGACGGCGCCUUCAAUCUUAGACGCUUACUCGCACAUCGUAUGCAUUAUUUUGGAGCUCGUUUGGCUUGGCCACAAUCUCGAUCGCCGUUACGAAGAAUCCUCUCGAUAUGCUCCAAUCAUAUCCAACGCAGUAUCUGCUGCUAUUCAAUCCGGCGCGCUGUCGCGUGCGGUCGAGUGGCUCGAAACGGGCAGAUCUAUCGUCUGGUCUCAACUCUUGGCCUUGCGCACCCCGCUUGACGAACUCGAGGUUCAUCAUCGUGAUCUCUCAAUAGAGCUACGUGAUGUCCAACGACAACUACGGCAUACCGCUCACAUCCUUCGGUCAGACCAGCCCCGCAGCGUCGUGGUCGGUCAACUCUCUCCAGAUGCUCAGGUUAUCUUGGAUCAUCAUCGUAGACUCAGCAUCAAACGCGAUGGCCUACUGAAAAAAAUACGCGAGUGCGAUGGCUUUGAAAACUUCUUGCUUCCCCAACUAUUUCCAGCUUUACUCCAAUCUCGCGAGCUUUGUCACGGACACUUCGUGUACAUCAAGGUACAUCGGUCCCACUGCCACGCUCUAGUAGUUCUGUCCCGCGAUGAGCCCAAGCUAGUUGACCUCCCCGGCCUUUCUUUCGAUCGGGCAGAACAACUGCAGUCGCUCUGGAUUGAACAACUUCGCCAGCUAGGGAGGCAUGCACGUAGUUCACAUCCGAAGACAGCACACGUUCCACGUACACAACCAUCUUCGCCUGCGGGCGCGCAGAGUCUUCGUCGAUCAGCUUUUGUGCAGGAUGACGAUCUUACUUCUGAUCGCCUUCUGGAGCGCCUUUGGGACUGGGUCGUAGGCCCUAUACUGGAGGCUCUCGGCCUAUUAGUGCAAGACGAAAUGCCACCCCACAUCACUUGGUGUCCGACUGGGCCUCUGACGCGUUUACCCCUCCACGCUGCAGGCCGCUACAGUGAACCCGACGGGCCACGUGCAUUCCACUAUGUCGCAUCGUCGUAUUCGCCCUCCUUGUCAGCGCUCACUCGUGCGGCUGAAGGUCUCGCGAAGAAACCGUCCUCUUCGAGCGUACUCGUCGUGACACAGCAUGCAACGCCGGGACAGUCUCCUCUUCGAGGAACUCUGCAGGAAAGUCAUCAGCUGUGCCAGCUCCUUCACAAGUCACGCAUGCAACACGACGUGCUCAAUCAUAAGCAGGCCACCCGAGACUCUGUGCUUUCGGUCAUGAAUCGGCAUUCUUGGGUGCAUUUCGCUUGUCACGGCUCUCAGCGCAAAUAUGAUCCCACCAAGAGCGCAUUCUACCUAUACGAAAGCGCCCUGUCGCUCGCGGAUCUGAUGCAGACUGUUUCAGAUGACGCUGAGCUCGCCUUUCUCUCCGCUUGCCAGACGGCGACCGGAGAUGCGGUGAACCCAGAGGAAGCCGUGCACCUCGCCGCGGGCAUGCUCGCUGUCGGUUACAAAGGCGUGAUUGCGACGAUGUGGUCCAUUGGAGAUGCAGAUGCGCCCAUAGUAGUCGAAGCGUACUACAAGAGGUUGCUGGAGUCGCGUAACACGGGUGCGGUUGGGCCAGGAGAGACCGGCGCAGCGUAUGCGUUGCAUGAGGCAGUGAAGGUUCUGAGGGAUCGUGUUGGGGAGAAGAACUUCGUCAGUUGGGCUCCGUUCGUGCAUUUCGGUGUUUAG
This is a messenger RNA of Peniophora sp. CBMAI 1063, 3396 nucleotides long. Lineage: Eukaryota; Fungi; Basidiomycota; Agaricomycetes; Russulales; Peniophoraceae. The record is from the annotation of a GenBank genome assembly.